AUGGAUAAACUUGAUAAAAUUAUAGCAUAAUUAGAUGAAUUGGAGAUUAGUCAAAAACAUAGAGAAGAAUUACUUAAAAGAAAUUAAGCAACUUUUUUAUUAAAAUUGCCAAAAGUACCCAAUCAGAUUUUUUUAUACAGGUCAUAUUAAUAUAGAGAGUAUGUGGAUUUUUAGAUGAUAAUGAUCUAUAUAGAUUUACAGCAACUUGUUCUACUCUUAGAAAGAUUAUGUUUUGUCCUUUGGGAUUUAAAUUAUUAAUGUUGAGUAGAAAUGCUAAUCAUUUGGUUGGUGGACCUAAACAUUAAGAAAUACAACUCAAACAUGAAAAGAUUGAUAUUAUAACAUGUGGAAAUUUAUCAACCAAUAAUAAUAUAUUUGAAACAGAAGAAGAUGCUCUAGCAUAAUUAGAGGUUUUAAAGGCUGUAAAGGAUUUCUUAAAAAGUAAAUUGUAGGAUGCAUAGAUAACCAUUAAAAAAUUAGAAGAUAUGUUAGAGGAUGCUUAGGCUACUUUAAAAUAUGAAAAAUCAGUCAAUCUCAAAUUAUAAUCUAAGAUCAAUAUUUUACAAAAUUAAUUAUCCAUUUCUGAAUUAUAAAGAUAAGAUGUCAAAGAGAAUUUAGCAGAGUUGAAUUCUAAAUAUAAUAAAAUAGUAAGACAAUUAAAAAAUUCUUAUAGAUUACUUAAAUGGAAUAAGAUAGAAUUAUUUUAUUGGAGGAUAAGGAGAAACUUAUGGGACAUAAGAAAGUAUUGAUUGAAGAAGUCUAUAGAUUGAGAGGAUUAGUAUCUUAGAUGGAAGAAAAUCAAAAUAAUUAUAGAGAAGCAUUGAGAUAAGUUAAAACUUUUAUGGAAAGUGUAGAAGUUAAACCUAUUUGA
Messenger RNA from Paramecium pentaurelia, 871 nucleotides. Lineage: Eukaryota; Ciliophora; Oligohymenophorea; Peniculida; Parameciidae. The record is from the annotation of a GenBank genome assembly.